AUGAAAAUUCUGAAUGAUAAUCUUUAGCAAUAGGAUGAUUUCAUUUUUCAAAGGCUAGAAAAAAUAGGUGGGUAAGAAGGUCUUCUGCAGAAAAUAUACAGUUUGUAUAAAACUUUAAUGAACGAUGUUAAUUUCAUCUCUAAACUCUGCAAAGAUAACAACAUUGAAGAGACCUUGCUUUAUAUUAAGGAUAAAGUAAAAUACGAACUCGAAGGUCCUUAACUUGAUCUAGAGAUUCAAUAAAUUAAAGCGGAAGCAUUUGCUUAGCAAGAGGAGUUUACUCAUGAGUCUUCAUCUAAUAUACUUUACGCACCAAAACCCUCGUUUGAAUGUAUAUAUUCAAGGGCAUCAGUCUCUACUAUGGAGUAAAGUCCUAGACAUAGAGAUUAAUUUAUGUCUGAUAGUUAUGAUAGUUUUUAAGAUGCUAACAGUGCAAAUUAUCAAUCUUCAACUGAGCAAGUAUUUGUUAUUUGUGAACCUCAAAACUAGUUUAAUUUCUAAUAUGAGGAAAGUUGCGAAGUAAAAGAUAAAAUUCAAUCUAAUAUAAAAUUGCAUCAUAGAUGCCUUCGAUUAACCCCAUCAUUGCAAACUGUAAAAUCUGGUCUCUACAAAAUUAUAAAGCAAUUAGCCUUAUCAGCAUUUAUAUACUAUAGUCUUGAAUAACUUUAGUAAUAGUUCAUGAACUUUUAAACUGUUGCAGUAUCUAAUUAAUAAAUAGACCAUAUUAACACUAUUUAAAAUACUUAAAUGGAGAGGUUCGUUAGAAAAUCAAUAGAAUUAAAUGGAUCUAAGAAUUUGCUCAGUUUACUUGUUGAAAAUUACUCUAAAAAGUGCCAACUUGCAACUUUGGGAUAAUAAGAAGGAAGUCAAUCAAGUAAUAUUUUGAUGUACCUUGGAAUAAUGUUCAUGAGCAAAGGUGGGAAGGUAUUUUAAAAACUGGCUGAUCUAUUCAGGACCUUUGUUAGAAGGUAGUGA
Molecule: messenger RNA, 975 nt
Organism: Stylonychia lemnae
Lineage: Eukaryota; Ciliophora; Spirotrichea; Sporadotrichida; Oxytrichidae
Source: the annotation of a GenBank genome assembly